Cyprinus carpio (common carp) is the source of this 1444-nucleotide messenger RNA. RefSeq lists its product as uncharacterized. The transcript has 4 exons. NCBI's taxonomy places the organism in Eukaryota, Metazoa, Chordata, Actinopteri, Cypriniformes, Cyprinidae. The coding region runs from base 175 to 1407 and encodes 410 amino acids. The record is from RefSeq and is a predicted model, not a curated record.
ACAAAUUCUCUUCCAUUUUAGGACGUAGAUUAAAGGUAAUUCCACUCCCUAAAGCAUUGUGCAGUGGUAUUAAGUGUUCCCAUUCUCUCUCUCCCUCACUCUCCCCACUAAUGUCAGUAGUCGUGAACGCGCACCGCCAGACCUCCGCUGUUGCUGCGUGCGUGUCCACGCUUUAUGAAGGCGCGCCCCCGCGCUUCCUCAGGUGAAUGGAGAGAGGGACAGGACAGUCCUGUGUGCGUCUCUGGCCGAGCUGAAGUGACAAAAAUGGGGCUUCUCGGACUGACCAGGACGGGGGUGUACAUGACAGUCUGCCUUCUGUGGAUGACUGGAUGCUUUACCCAAAAAGUUUACUUUGAUUGUGGUGCCAGGGUGGAUGUUGUGGAUGUGCAGGGCCUCAUUCUGUCACCUGGCUUCCCAUAUAACUAUUCAUCUGGAACUCACUGUGUCUGGCAGUUCUUUGUACCUGUUGGUCACCAGCUAAUUAUGGAGAUGUUUGAUUUUGAUGUCUUUGAGAGUCACAACAGUCCUGCAAGGUAUACCACCACAUCUGCUGCCAUUGUGGAUGAGGAACCAAAUGAUGGUGACUCGCUGGUAUCAAAAAGCCUCGGGAGUCUAAAGGAACCCCAGUCCACACACAGAGAGGAUGUCAAGCAAGUGGUGAUCCAAGAGCAGUCCACCAAAAUGGAGAUGACCAAAGUUUCCAAUUCUGCCAAAAUGCUUUCUGAUUCCCCCUCAGCUCCACAAGCAUCUCUUCCAGUUGAAAACAGAAAUUCUAUUUCAUCUCAGGCAUCAAGAGCAGCCAGUGACUUUAUCUCUACAAGCCCACAUACAGCCACAGAAACAGAUGACGCAUUGAGCACUGAGACCCAGUCAACUUUGAUUGAUGCCUGUCCCCAUGAUGUCCUCUACAUAUCUGAUCUCAUCACCUUCUCCUCCCGAUUCUGUGGCUCUAGACGCCCUUCUAGCAGCCAGUUGGUGUUUGGGUCUGAUGAUGACAUGGUGGAAGUCAUUAUGGAGUUGAUUACCACUACUCACUGGGGCCGUGGUUUUGCUCUCCUCUUCCAUUAUCAGAAUCAAACACAGGCAGCCACAAGCGAACGACAGCGAUCGCUAGUGCCCUCAGACAGCAGAACUGGUGCACUGCUCGGUGCUGUAAGUGGAACAGUUGUGUUUGCUUUGGCCCUUGCUGGCAUCCUCUGUGUGAUUUUCAGGCCAAAACUAUGUGCAAAAGGUGCCAAUGCUUCCUCUUCCAUCAGCUCAGAGGUUCCAGAAGGAGUGCUAAAUUCAGCGGCAGAUGUGAGUGAACUUCAGAUGGUUUCUCCUAAUCACUUGGAGCAGCAGUCGGGUACAGUGAACGACAACAACAACCAUUCCCUCAACCGCAGUCUGUCCCAUACAGGUGCUUAGUGUCUCUUUAUAUGACCCUCUGCCUUAUUCUCUUUUC